Molecule: messenger RNA, 1005 nt
Organism: Cuscuta campestris
Lineage: Eukaryota; Viridiplantae; Streptophyta; Magnoliopsida; Solanales; Convolvulaceae
Source: the annotation of a GenBank genome assembly
ACUAGGAAACCCUCUUGUAUAUAUACACAUGUAAUCUCUCCAUUAUGAUUAUUGGAAAUUAACCAUUCUUCAUGGUAUCGGAGCCCUAAUCAAUCACAGCUCCCCUCUCCAACCCUAAUUCUCUCUCUCUCGUUCGGCCGUACCUCCCCCCUCACGGCAGUCUUCUUCGCCGCCGGCAACCAUGGCCGUAGCUUCUUCCGUCACUUCCGACAACAACACCUCCUCUAAAUCUCCCCAUCUUGCCUUCACAACAAUCUCCAACAUCAAACUCCAUAUUCCUGUUCAACUCAGCAUCUCCGAACCCAACUACAAAAAGUGGAGUCGCCUCUUUCGUCUCCUUGUCCUUCGCUUCAAUCUCAUGGGAUAUCUUGACGGUACCACUGUCGCCUCUUCCAAGGACGACACCGAAUGGUUUCAAUUUGAUGCCCUUCUUCAAGGAUGGAUUCUAUCCACAGCCUCCGAUGAAGUCUCAAAUCUGGUUCUUGCCAGCAGCCCCUCCGCUUCUGCUUUGUGGACGACGAACUACAAACUUUUUCAUGAUAAUAAGCAUGCUCGAGCGAUGCAGUUGGAGCACCGGUUCCGAACAACCGUCAAAGGCAAUCACUCCAUUAAUGACUAUUGCCAUCUCCUCAAAAAUCUGGCGGACUACCUCGACGACGUGGAUGCCCCGGUGACCGAACAUGCUUUUGUUUUACACGUUCUUCAAGGCUUGCCCCACGACAUUCGGACCCAAGUGCACUUCUUACAAUAUCAGAACCCCUUCCCGAUGUUCAUGAAGGUUCGGUUGGCGCUCCUACUCGUGGAACAACAAUAAGCCGAUGCCCUCUCCAACACCGGGCCGUCGACCGCCCUCCCCAGCACUGGUGACGGCAGCGGCAACAAUGGCGGCGGGGGACAGUCACGGCAGUCGGGCAGCGGCUUUGGACAAGGUUCCUACGGAGGUCAAAACCGGGGCAACAACGGACGUGGACGUGUACGUGGCCCGAAUCAGCGACAACCCAUCGG